Molecule: messenger RNA, 1167 nt
Organism: Acaulospora morrowiae
Lineage: Eukaryota; Fungi; Glomeromycota; Glomeromycetes; Diversisporales; Acaulosporaceae
Source: the annotation of a GenBank genome assembly
AUGUCUUCGCUUAUACUUAGUCACAAGGAGCGAGCCGAAGGGCCGUGGGUCAAAUUACAAUCCGAACCGUCUCUCUUCACGACGUUAAUGUAUGAUUUAGGAGUAAAGGGCGCCCGAGCUACCGAAGUGUUUGUUCUCGAUCAACAAGACAACUUUGAUGAUCUUGGAGAAAUUUACGGGCUCGUGUUUCUUUUCAAAAUGACUGAUGCAUUAAAUGAUACCAAAGGCUUAUACAAUGAGGAUGAGUCUCUUGAAGAUUAUCCGCCGAACGUUUACUUUGCGAAUCAGGUUGUUGAGAACGCCUGUGCCACUCUUGCGGUAUUAAACAUCGCAUUAAAUUGUCGUCAUCUAGAAAUUGGUAAAGAAUUACGGGAGUUCAAAGAAUUCUCUUGGGAUCUUCCGCCAGCGGCAAGAGGAUCUUCAAUUGCGAAUCAUCCUACUUUUCGUCAAAUUCAUAAUUCAAUGGCAAGGCAUCCGGAAGAUUCGUUGAUAGUUGAGGAGAUAGGCAAAAAAAAGGGUGAUCCUGAUGAGGAAGGUGGAGAAGUUUAUCAUUAUAUUGCGUACGUUCCUAUUGACGGGGAGGUCUGGCAAUUGGAUGGUCUUUAUCCUCGUCCAAUUAAAAUAGGAAAUUAUGAAGACGAAAAAAUAUGGUACGAUGCCGCACGUGGCGUUAUAAAUGAACGUAUUGACAGGUUCCAUGCCGAACAAGUCGAAUACGUGCUUCUUGCCAUCACAAAAGAUCAAAUCAGCAUACAUCAAGAUCGUGUGAAGGAUUGUUUAUAUAUAAAAAAGUUUGCCGAACGUAGAUUGGAUGAACUUAGUAAAACGUGGAGGGAGACUAAUAUUGAUGAUAUUGAGACUACGUUGACCGAAGAUGAUGAACUCAAAGUGUUGGAUCGAGCAAACAUUGACAUCGAAAUCGAAAAUUUGACGAUGAACUUUGAUGAUAUCGAAAAGAUUGAGCAGAUAAGGGCAAAGGUAGUUAAUGAAAUUAAGUUUUUACUUGAGGCUAUCGACAGGGAAAUCAAAUUGAAAGAGGUUGAAAAGGAAAGGAGGACGUUCGAUUACGGACCAUUUAUCAGAGAAUUUAUUUCAAUUCUUCACGAAAGAGGUGAAUUGAAAGAACUUCUUGCCAAUGCUGAUUACAUGGAAGAAGGGGAUGAAUAA